AUGGUACUCAAAUUUAUGGAUGCACUGCAUAUCCUUCUAGCAGUAACCAAUGCAUUUGUAACAGCAGGUCAUUGCCUGGAUUUAUCUCAACAACCCAAUGUUACUUUAGUUGCAGUGCAUAUACUAACAUCUCGUGGAUUGAUAAAAAUUCCAGCGAGUAACAUCAAAUUUUUUUUGCAUAAUAAAAUAAAUUUGGAUAAACGUGAAAACGAUUUGGGCAAAUUUGAAAUUACAGCAGACAACUUUGCAGCUGAUAUUCAUCCAUAUAACCUAAUUACUUCAGAAAUUGAUUUACCAGAAGUGGUUAAAAUAGAAUUAUGGAAAAGUGAUGAACCUGGCGAUUUCAGGAUAGAAAUCUUUAAAGUUAAAACGCUUAAUAUGAAAAUAUGUAGAUCCAGAUUUGAAGGAGCACCUUCUGUACAGAAAGCUAUUGACAGAGCUGAAAGGGGUGAAAUUCUGCCAUUCAUGUGCUUAGACAUUGAGAUAAAGCAAGGUAAUAGUGGAGGACCAAUAAAAACAUCUCUUGGAGUCUUAUCAACAAAUUCUCUUGGUGGAAGUAACGGUACAAAUCACCCAACGUUGUGUGUAAAACAUCCAAGUAACUAUCAAGAUGACAACAUCUGGACUGAAAUUCAUUUAAAUUAAGAAUCCCAGCAGUUGAACAAAGC
This is a messenger RNA of Chironomus riparius, 668 nucleotides long. The record is from the annotation of a GenBank genome assembly. Lineage: Eukaryota; Metazoa; Arthropoda; Insecta; Diptera; Chironomidae.